Molecule: messenger RNA, 2280 nt
Organism: Tilletiaria anomala UBC 951
Lineage: Eukaryota; Fungi; Basidiomycota; Exobasidiomycetes; Georgefischeriales; Tilletiariaceae
Product: Rho GTPase activation protein
Exons: 6
Coding region: 1-2280 (759 amino acids)
Biological process (GO): regulation of GTPase activity; regulation of actin cytoskeleton organization
Cellular component (GO): cell cortex
Molecular function (GO): protein binding; GTPase activator activity
Source: RefSeq, a predicted model, not a curated record
AUGGCCAACAACCGGAAUACGAACCGCUACUCGGUCACCGCGUUGUACAGCAUGGCCGCAGAGCAGGACGUCGAGGUAGAGGACGACUUGGCGCGAGCGCAAAAGCGGCUGCGUGAACUCAAAGGCCGCAUCUCGACGCAGUCCAAGAAGAACUUUGUGCUGGAACGCGACGUACGUUAUCUAGAUAGCCGGAUCGCCCUGCUCAUUGCAAACAGGAUGGCAUUGGACGAGCAAUCAGAAGUCGCGUCAACGCUCGAGGAGACCGAAGCUACAUUCGGCAACGCGCUGGACGACCGCAAGACGCAGCAAUACGCCAACUUGUUUUUCCUGCUGCAGUCCGAGCCGCGGCACAUCGCCGCGCUGUGCCGCCUGGUCAGCCUGGCGGAGAUCGACACGCUGCUGCAGACGGUCAUGUUCACGCUGUACGGAAACCAGUACGAGAGCCGGGAGGAGCACCUGCUGCUCACUAUGUUCCAGUCGGUACUAUCAGCGCAGUUCGAGACGGCGACUGAGUUCGGCUCUCUGUUGCGCGCUAACACGCCAGUGUCGCGCAUGAUGACGACCUACACGCGCCGCGGUCCCGGGCAGAGCUUCCUCAAAGAGGUCCUCGCGGAGCGGAUCAACAGCCUGAUCGAGCACAAGGACCUCAACCUUGAGGUGAACCCGCUUAAGGUGUACGAGCAAAUGAUUGGCCAGAUAGAAGAGGACACGGGCUCGCUCCCGCCGAAUCUCCCGCGCGGAGUCCCGCCCGAGGUAGCGCAGGAGAACCCAGACGUACAGGCGAUCAUCGCGCCGCGCCUGACGAUGCUGAUGGAGAUUGCGAACAGCUUCCUACUGACGAUCAUCAACUCGAUCGAGCGGGUGCCGUAUGGGAUCCGGUGGAUCUGCAAGCAGAUCCGCUCGCUGACCAAGCGCAAAUACCCCGACGCGACAGAUUUCGCUAUCUGUUCGCUCAUCGGCGGCUUCUUCUUCCUACGCUUCAUCAACCCUGCCAUCGUUACACCGCAGGCGUACAUGCUCGUCGACGGCCCGCCCGCCAAGCACCCGCGGCGGACGCUGACGCUGAUCGCCAAGAUGCUGCAGAAUCUCGCCAACAAGCCUUCGUACGCUAAAGAACAGUACAUGAUGUCGCUCAACCCGUUUGUUGAGAACAACAAGACGCGCAUCAAUGCCUUCCUCAACGCGCUCUGCGACGUCGGCGACUUCUACGACACGCUCGAGAUGGACCAGUACAUGGCGCUCUCCAAGAAGGACCUGCAGAUAUCUAUCACGCUAAACGAGCUGUACAACACACAUUCGCUCGUCGCGCAGCACCUCGACGUUCUCGCGCCUGGCGACAAGCACCACUUGCGCAUCCUCGUCGACGAGCUCGGCCCCUCGCCGGGCCAGGUGUCGCGCAAGGAGAACCGCACGGUUGAGUUACCGCUGUUCAGCCGCUGGGAGACACCGAUCCAGGACCUGACGACCGCGUUCAUGUCGGAGAACAACGUGACGCAGAAUGAUAUACUCUACAUGGAGACCAAGUCGAUCUUUGUCCAGCUGAUCCGCUCUAUUCCGCAACUCGCCGACAAGCGACCGAUCAACCUGCCGCAGAUCGCCGAGCGCGCUGCGACGACCAAGGACGCAACGCUCGUCCGCAAGGGCAUCAAGGUCAAGGAGAUGCUGCGCGAGCUCGAGGAGCUCAAGGUCGUCGACCGCCGCGACGGCUACGCGCUCAUGACCGACGAGGUCGAGGCCGAGCUGGCGCACCUUGGCAACAUGCGCGAGAAGGUGAUGGAGGAGAUGCGCAGCCUCGAGAGUGUCUUCAAGACUAUCUGCGAGCACAACAACUAUCUCCGCAGCCAGCUCGACACGUACAAGAGCUACCUGCAGAACGUCCGCAUGACCAGCGGCUCCGGCAAGGACAAAGGCGGCACCGCUGUCGGCGUAGUCAGCUUUGGGGGCAAGGAGCGAAAGUCGGCAAAGUCCCAAGUCCUAGGGCCGUACCGCUUCACGCACGCCCAGCUCGAGAAGGACGGCACCAUCGUGGAGAGCAACGUGCCAGAAAACAGGCGCGCCAACAUUUUCUUCAACAUCACCUCGCCGUCACCGGGCACGUUCAUCAUCGCGCUGCACUACAAGGGCCGAGAGAAGGCGAUCCUCGAGAUGGACCUCAAGCUGGACGACCUGCUCGAGAAGCAGAAGGACGAGGUACAGUUGCUCGACCUCGAAUACGUCAAGCUCAACGUCAGCCGCAUUCUCUCGCUCCUCAAUAAGACGUUUUCCAAGCGCAAGGGUUAG